This is a messenger RNA of Lytechinus pictus (painted urchin), 2409 nucleotides long. Its product is annotated as proteasome subunit alpha type-6-like. The record is from RefSeq and is a predicted model, not a curated record. Gene Ontology annotation, biological process: proteasomal protein catabolic process; ubiquitin-dependent protein catabolic process. Gene Ontology annotation, cellular component: nucleus; proteasome core complex, alpha-subunit complex; cytosol. The transcript has 7 exons. The coding region runs from base 379 to 1119 and encodes 246 amino acids. NCBI's taxonomy places the organism in Eukaryota, Metazoa, Echinodermata, Echinoidea, Temnopleuroida, Toxopneustidae.
AAUAAUGGCUUAUUUCAAUUAUUGACAGAACGUUAACGUGCGUGACUUGCAACCCUGGCCCUGAGAACAACUGCGACUGGCAAAUGAUAUUUCAGGGGAUGAUUAUCAAUUGUUAAUUGAAAUUUUACGUCGUUUGAGAUCAAAUCUUCUAUCAAGAGAUCAAGAACAACUAUUUACGUAGUUUUCCGAGCUGCCAGGAAGGUGAAACUUGAACCAAGUUGAAGAGAGCUCGAGAGUCUUGGCCGAAGAUACAUCGCACCAGCCACCACCGCCGCGCCGGAACGUUAAUCCGAUCUCGACGAAGCCAAGGCCAAGGGGGAAAAAACAACACCCAAAAAGCAAAAUCUGCUCUCCCCAAACCAAAGCUAAGUUUUGAUAAUGUCACGAGGAUCAAGUGCUGGGUUUGAUCAUUUCAUUACUGUCUUUUCCCCAGAAGGGCGGCUGUAUCAAGUUGAAUAUGCAUUUAAAGCAAUCAACCAAGGGGGUAUUACAUCAGUUGCAGUGAAGGGUCCAGACUGUGUUGUGGCCAUCACACAGAAGAAAGUUCCUGACAAGCUUCUUGACCCAAGCACAGUAACACACAUGUACAAAAUCACAGAGCACAUAGGAUGUGCAAUGACUGGUAUGACAGCUGACAGCAGGUCUCAGGUAUUCCGCGCCAGGGUAGAGGCAGCCAACUGGAAGUAUAAAUAUGGUUAUGAGAUCCCUGUUGAGAUGCUUUGCAAGAGGAUGGCUGACAUAUCACAGGUCUACACACAGAGUGCACAAAUGAGACCCCUAGGAUGCAGUAUGAUCCUCCUUGGUUGGGAUGAGGAGCUCGGACCUCAGCUCUUCAAGACGGAUCCAGCAGGGUACUUCUGUGGGUACAAGGCUACCAGCGUAGGGGUCAAACAAACGGAAGCCAACAGCUUCCUGGAGAAGAAACUGAAGAAGAAGCAGGACUUCACCUACGACCAGGCUGUAGAGACUGCCAUCAAGUGUCUUUCGUCCGUGCUCUCAGCAGACUUCAAACCAACCGAAAUCGAGGUAGCAGUCGUAACAAGAGACAACCAAGUCUUCAGAACACUGUCAGAAGAGGAUAUUGACACUCACUUAGUUGCCAUUGCAGAGAAGGAUUAACCGUCAAAUCCAGUAGCAUGAUUAUUCCAAAAUUUUCCAGGAUUUCAAAGGCAGAGAUGAUCCAAAAUAUUUCAGAAAUUCAAACGUCAUUGUUACAUUUGGAAAGUGGAAAACCAGUUUUUAAUUAACUUUUUCAUUCCAAUAUUUUGAGAGAAAUCUGCUCUCGAAACAGAAAUGUCUUACAUGAUUGCCAUGUUAGGCAAUGAUGAACUGUGAGGUCCUCAGUGUUUGUUAUUAUUUUAUGUACAGAGCAGAAUGGUCUGUAAACAGAGUACACUACUACACAUAGUGAUACAUAUUUGUAAGUAUUUGAUACAUUUAUAAUUCAAAAUUGAGAAAAUUUCAUGCCAAGAAAAUAUGAUUAUAAUCAUAUCUGAUAAGUAUUUUUUUAAUGUAUCAUGUAAAGGUACUUUUCUGUAAAAUGAUAGAAACUUAUAGAUUAAUGGACCUGAGCAAAUGCUGAAAUACUUUUUCAGACACACAAAUAUAUAGAUGAAAUUUGCACAUGUGUAAUUUGAUCUACUGAAAGAAUACAUUUCCUAUUACAACAAACUUCCAGCGAUAUCCGUAUCAGAUGUUUUGAUUAAAUUUUUAUCUUUGCCUUUGAAAUUCUGCUUUUGUACAUUAGGUUAGUACUUUCUGUUCACACUGACAUAGUCAGUGGAGAUAAUCUUUGUGUAUUGUCUGUUAUGCCUUGUUUAAAUUUGUGAUCAUCAGACCAUGGACUAGUCUGUGAUUUUUUGGUGGCAACGUAGGUGGCAACAGGCUAUGAUUUUUGCAUUUACAUUAUUCAUGGCCUUUGUACAAUUUCAUGUAUUUGGCAUUGUGUAUGCCAGAUCCAAAGUCAUACAGGGGCCCUAGUGUGAUGGUACGAUGUACCUGAGCUGAUUGUACAACAACCCUACGCUGUUCAUAGGUUAUCCGUUCAAUAGACCAUGGCCUCGUAAUGAUCAUAUAAUGCACCUAUGAUGUACGUAAGGGCUUUGAUCCUGUAAUUUAGAAAGUUAUCUCCAUGCUGGACUGAAUCGUAGUCCCUAUGAUAAUCUUGAAUCUUUACAAACAUUGUACAAUCAUCGGAUGCUAAAGGAGAUGGUAUGAUUAGAAGGUUACAAUCAUCCUAUGGACCCCAUGCAAUGAUUGUAGACCAACUGUAAAUGGGGCAUUUUUGUUUUUGACGAUGAAUAGCCAAAAUAUAUGAUUAAUUGAAUACUGUUCAGGAUUUUCUUUUCUUGACUGUCACACUAAUUUUUUUCAGUCGGCAACUAACAAAAUCAUAAAGCUGGAAUAAAU